Messenger RNA from Galendromus occidentalis (western predatory mite), 4944 nucleotides. RefSeq lists its product as uncharacterized. NCBI's taxonomy places the organism in Eukaryota, Metazoa, Arthropoda, Arachnida, Mesostigmata, Phytoseiidae. Gene Ontology annotation, biological process: DNA integration. Gene Ontology annotation, molecular function: nucleic acid binding. The annotation marks the transcript as partial. The record is from RefSeq and is a predicted model, not a curated record. The transcript is spliced from 2 exons.
CAAGGCCUGCACGUUCUACAACGAGAACAGUGACAAAAGGGAUUCCCUCGACCAGGUCGACGACUACAGAGAGACUCUCAACGGCCUACUGACAGAGUGGCUAUCGGCGUCUCGGACCCAAGUAAGACAGCCUCAGAGGCCGAACUCUCAAAGUUACUUCGAAAACUUCAUCUUAAUCGAGGAACAAAUCCGAUGCUCUUUAAGAUAUCUGAGAAACCUCGGACAAUACUUGGUCAACUGCCUGUCGCCUCACACGGUAGACUCAUCAUUUGACCAAUCCACUCGAGGCAGCGACCCCACUCGGGAACCGCCAAGAGCUCCCCUCAGCGCCCCACAGUGGAGAGCUUCAACCCAAAUCGAAGAACAAGCGAGAGCUCCGGCAGAAAGCGGCGAAUUCACCAGCAUGUCAACGCCAUUCGUUUCACACAUUGCACAAUUACCGCCCCCUGCGGAGGAGUCACCCAGUCUACCCCAGGCUCUACAACCAUCGAAUGCUUCAGGAGCUCAACAACCGCUCCGCGCCCCGGAAGCGCAGCGUCCACCCGAGCACCCAAUGACAACUGCAACUCAAUCCGGAAGCAGCCAGGCUGAGAACCCUGAUAAUUAUCUCCCGAAAUUAUCCAAGAAUUUCAAAUUACCCAAAUUCAAUGGUGACCCCAAACAAUUCAGAAAGUUUAUGGACAUGUUUAACGCUUUCGUUCAUGAACGGCAGAUACCAACGCUCCAGAAGAUUCUUCUGUUACACGACGCGCUGACCGGACGAGCAUACCAUAGCGUGAGACACUUCAGCCUCAAUGCGGAGAGCUAUGAGCCCAUGAAACAGAUGCUCCAGGAGCUUUUCGGCCAAACAAACAUGGCAGAAGACAGCCAUUUGAGAGAACUCGAAAGAAUCCUGUCGUCAAAAGGGGAAAUCAGCUACGAUAAGUUACCCAAUUUUGUAAACUCGAUCUCUAACACAUAUUGGCACUCAUCACUCUCGGGCAAUCAUACAUGUCAAGCUCCGCUGACCUUCGAAGAGCGUCAGGAGAGAAUGCUUGCAGCAAGAGCGUGCUUCAAAUGUUUGAAACUGAACCACGACGCCAAGCACUGCAGAGAGGGACCCAAAACGGAAUGCCGAUAUUGCAACGCAUCACAUUAUGCCAUCAUCUGCCCGAAAGCCUUCAAGAAUCAGAACGGGAAGCCACCACGCAGCGUGUCAACAAACAUCAACCUCGACACACUCGGAAACUCAAUUUUCCUAUGGACGGCGCUCGCAUGGGCGGAAGCCGGAAACACCAGAAUCCCGUGCCGCAUCCUCAUCGAUCCAGGAUCUCAGGCCACUCACAUCACGAGGAAUCUGGUGGAGAAACUGAAAUCAAAACCUGUCGCCCACACAGACCUCACGAUGGCCACGGCAGGAGGACAAGUGACCAAUAUUUAUAAUUGCGGAAUUCACGAGAUUACACUUCGAAGCAGGCAUCAAGAAAACCUAGCCGUGAGGCUCAGAGCCAUCGAACUAGACUGCGUUUCAAGAUCAGAGUUCCCAGUGAUGGAACACGCUCCUGAGCUCACACCAGCUGCAGACAGUCUGCCGGAACACGGAGAUGGAUUGGUGGACGACCUCCUGGGUCAAGAUCAUUUCACAAAGAUCAACUUCGCGGACCCCCAAUCAUUCGACGAUACAUUCGCCUUCAAUUCGAUUUUCGGCUACGUAUUCGGAGGCUCGCAGCGAGCAUCCACUUUCAAAUCGCCACUCACUCGCUUCUGUGGUUUUGAUACCAUUCAACCCGCCUCGAUUCUACCAACUAAUCAGAACGAGCAGCUCGUCAUACCGGAGUCGGAUCCACCGAAAGAUAAACCCAACGAAAAAGCAGCUCAAACAAUGAAAGAUCUUCAAUUCCUAUGGCAAUCCGAAGACGUCGGUUUCGAAGAUGAUCUCAGAGAUGAAUCCCAGGAGGAGGAAGAUAGCCUCAACAAGGCACUCAUCGACCAUUUCAGAAAAACGACCUUCCGAGAUGAGAACGGAAGGUACGUCCUCAAGCUGCCUUUCAAAUCGAACAUCAGGUCAUUAGGUGACAAUCAAAACCUGGCCAGGUCACGCCUUCACUCCUUCUUAGAGAAGCUCAAGAAAGAUCCAAUCAAGUUGAAGGCGGUCGAUGAAGAAAUUAAGGGCUACUUAGAGGCAGGAUUCGCGGAGAAAGCUCAACCAAAGAAGGCGGGCCAACUGUCCCACUACCUACCCAUACAAGCGGUCUUCAAAGCGAAACCUGAUUCCCCAUUGGGAACGAAAACCAGAGUGGUAAAAGACGCGAGCGCUAGGCGCACCAACGAAGCCGGCCUCAACGAUGUCCUCCACUGCGGUAUCAAUCUACUUCCGGAAAUCACGAAAGUUCUACUCAAGUUCCGGCAAUACAAAUACGCCUUCACGGCGGAUAUCGAGAAAGCGUUCCUCCAAUUCAGGAUCGCUGACAGCGACAAGAACUUCCUGAGAUUUCUCUGGCCUUUGGGCAUCAACGACAACAGUUCCGCUAGGAUCCAGGAGUUCUACACAGCCAGGCUGGAUUUCGGCUUAAUAUGCUCACCGUUCCUACACUGUCAAGGAAUCAGAUUCCACCUCGAGUCAGCAAUGAGGGACAACCCAAAUGACGCGCCCUUCCUCGAGGAAAUCAUGAAUCACUUCUACAUGGACGACAUCAUAUCGGGAGGGUCCACGAUUAAGGAAGUGAAACACCGAAUCAAGCUCCUAUCGGAUAUCUUCACGGAGGGCCACUUCCCCUUGAAGAAAUGGUCAACGAACUCCUUGGAAAUCGGGAGUCUCAUCAAGAAAAUCUCUCCGAUCAAGGAUCCAGAAAUCACUACCGGUCAAACAAACGCGAAAGUCCUCGGAAUAACAUGGAAUCAAGUCCAGGACUAUAUCACCGCACCAACUUCGGAAGCCCUCAAGGAGCUCUCAGAGGGCUCGCCAUCCAAGCGGAAACUGCUGAGAGCGCUAGCUCAAAUUUUCGACCCUCUGGGCAUCAUCACCCCGAUCACCAUCAACUCGAAGACCCUCUUCCAGGAUCUAUGGAAGUUGAAAUUAGGAUGGGAUGAUCCCCUACAGGGCAACCCACUCGAACGUUUCACUGCUUUCAGAGAGCUGGUCGGCCAGGCCGAGCUACUGAACAUACCUCGUCAAAUGCUGUCACCGGAUACACACUCCAAGAGAAAACUGUUCAUCUUCUCCGAUGCCAGCUUACACGCUCACGGCAUGGUCGCAUAUCUCAGAGGAGAAAACGCCGAUCAAAAGCCCAAAAUCUCAUUCGUUCUGUCCAAAGCGAAAGUCGCUCCGGUCAAACCCUCAACCAUCCACCGGCUGGAGCUCUUGGGAGCUCUCCUGGCAGCCAGAAUGACCAAGAAAAUCAUCGAUUGGGUCGACUUCAGAAUCGACGGGGUGGAAUUAUUCUGCGACAAUUCUGCCGUCCUCGGAUGGGUGUCCUCCAAUCCGGACAAAUGGAAACCCUACGUUGCCAAUAGAAUAAGAAAAAUCCGACACCUCGUGGGCGACACUGAAUGGCACUACGUGCGUUCAGAAGAGAACCCUGCAGAUAUUUUAUCUCGAGGCGCAGACAUCUCGAAAAGAUCAAUCGCCGACUUGUGGUUCAACGGGCCACAGUGGCUGCGUCUCGCCAACUCAGAGUUAGAAAGAAAGAUGGAAUUCGAUCGAGCGGCCAGGCCGCGCAGAAACAACGAGAGUCGAGACGAAAUCCGACACGAGAUGAAGAACGGCAUCGUCUCACUGCUGAACGCCUCGAGCGAAAAUCCGAAACAACGAAUAUUUUUCGAAGGUAGUUUCUCCUGUUGGUUGAAAGCUAUUCGUUUCUGGGCAUUCAUGCUUCGCUUAAAAGAGAAGGCCUCCGCGGCACGAUUGAGAAUCCAGACCAAUUCGAGGUGUACCGCGAGGGCAAAGGGCAAACUGAAUACAAUCGACGCAGCAGAGAUGACAUCAGCCAGGCUGAGUCUCAUCAAACUUAUUCAACAGGAAUCUUUUCCUGAGGGAGUUAGUUCGGACAACACCAGGGUCAGACCCAAGAGCCUUCUUUACCAGUACAACCCAUUCAAGGACGAUGACGGAAUCCUCCGAUGCAGGUCUCGUUUGGAAUUCGCUCCGGAUCUGUCGCAAGAGCAGAAAUUCCCGAUCAUCCUCCCAGCAGAUUGUAAUCUCUCCAGGCUUAUUAUCAGAUACAUCCACGAGAAAAAAUGCCUACACUUCGGCGGAAUCUCCAACCUUCUGCACAUCCUCAGGGAGGAAUUCCUCAUCAUCCACGCAAGAAAACUAGCGAGACAGGUCAUCUCUUCUUGCGCUACAUGCAAAAUUUUCCACGGCCAGGCCGCAAGCCUACCAAUGGCUCCGUUGCCAGCAUUCAGGCUGGAGACGGCCCCACCAUUCCAUCACACAGGCUGUGACUUCGCCGGGCCCAUAAAAUACAAGAAUGACUCGGGCAAGAGAGCGAAAAGCUACAUUCUCCUAUUCGUGUGCGCAGUAACCCGAGCAAUCCAUCUCGAGCUAACAACCGACAUGUCGACCUCAGAGGUCCUCGGAGCUCUACAGAAAUUCGUGAACCGAUACCCGUCGGUGACCACGAUCACGUCAGACAAUGGCUUAUCGUUUCAGAGGACAGCAAAGGAACUCAAACUCCUUUACGAACACAUCAUCGACGGUGAAAUCAAGAAAUGGCUCGCAGACAAAUUCAUCAGAUGGAACUUCAUUACCCCGAACGCUCCUUCCCAUGGCGGUUUCUACGAGCGUCUCGUCCAAUCAGUCAAGCGUCCUUUGAGAAAAGUUCUCGGAACAUCGGUUCCCCAUUUUCGGGACCUCGAGGUUAUUCUGAGCAACAUCGAGUUGAUGAUAAAUAAACGCCCCAUCACAACCGUCGCAUCCGGUCUCGACUCCACGGAAGCUCUCAGCCCGAUGGACCUCUUACACGG